UUCAUUGCCUCCUUGAGUCUGUUGGCUAGAGACAGGCAGACAAGCACCCAGUCGCAUAGGUUAUCCUAAUCUUAAGUGGUGUUUGUUGAAAAUCACAGGGUGUUGUUUGUUGAGCAAGGGCCCCUUGCAUGGUUUAGGGGAGACCUGGAAGGUCUCUUUCACUGUAAGUUGUGUUUGAUAUUUAACAUACCCAAAAAGUGAACAGGAAGCAACCAGAUGGGAUGGGUUUCAAGGAGAAGGGUGUUGGGCUCAAGAGGAAAAUGGGUGGGAUGAAGCCUUUAUGUCAUUUGUAGGAUCUUGAAUAUGAUGGCAGUGGUGACACCCACUCCAGGGCUAUGGGGUUUUCUAAUGGUCCUACUACAGCUGUGCAGAGCACUGUUUAUGGAGUGGGUACUGCUGGUACCCUUGUGGGGCACCAGUGUGAGAAGAUUGUUUUUACCCCCAGAGAGUGCAGCACCAAGAGCUUCAGUUCCUCAUCCAGACACGUGGCUCAGCCUGUGCAGUCAUGUGCAGCCACCCAGGAGAGGAGAGUGGGUGUUAGCAAACAGUGCCCCUACAGUUGCCCAAGGAUAGUGUGAUGGAUGAACUAUAAUAGCCGAGAGAAUGAGACUUGGUUUGUGGUUGAAAUCAGAAAUAGAGUGAUGAUUAACUAAUACUUUUGACAGAGGAGUAGCAAUAUGACUCAGAGGUUUGUGGUGUGGACAUCUGAGUGGGGUGGGAUAGGGAAAGCAUUUAUGGUGCUGGAAGCACUGGGGUGGGGAUGGAAGUAGGUGGAAGGGCAAGAUGAGGUUGGGGAGAGAAGGUAAUUCCCCUCUGGAGCUGAUUUGUUUGUGAAACAACCAAAUGGAUUGGAGAAGCUGGCAAUCAGAAAGAGCUGGGAUGGAAGAGUCUGCAGACCUGAGUCUAAAAGCCUGUAGGAAGGUUCUUUUCCAGCAGCUAUACACCAUUCUCUGUGCUGGGAGGCCAGUUAUGACAGCUGUUCAUAAGGAACCAGGUACACAUUGAGGGCAGUUGGAAAGCCUGCUGGGACAUGUCAUCAUUGCUGGAUGCCUGGUGCUCCAUAGAAAUUUGGCAGCACAAUAGCCCCUCUGAGCAAGUCCAGGAUGUCACCAGGAAUCAGAGCCUCAGCAGACUCAGACUUCCUGUGAUUCUAAAUGCUCUGUCCUGUGCAGUGAUAUCCUGUCCCUCUGAUAAACUGGCAUUUCAUCUGGCCACAGCAAGACACUGGAGGAAACAUCACUGGCGUCCAAGGCCGAGAAGAUUGUCCUACCACACCACGAAGCCUCAGACUGUUCUUUGAAAUGCUGAGACACUUGUUUCGGAGGAGACUUUUCUCUUAUCCUACAAAAUACUACAUUCUGGUUCUUGUUCUCUCUCUAAUUACCUUCUCUGUUUUAAGAAUUCAUCAGAAGUCUGAAUUUGUUAGUGUCAGACACUUGGAGCUUGCUGGAGAUGAUCCUUACAGCAAUGUUAAUUGCACCAAGAUUUUACAGGGUGACCCAGAAGAAAUCCAGAAGGUGAAGCUUGAGAUACUAACAGUGCACUUCAAGAAGCGCCCAAGGUGGACACCGCAAGACUAUAUAAACAUGACCCAUGACUGUGCCUCUUUCAUGAGGACACGCAAAUAUAUUGUGGAGCCCCUUACUAAAGAAGAGGUAGACUUUCCCAUUGCAUAUUCCAUAGUGGUUCAUCAUAAGAUUGAAAUGCUUGACAGGCUCCUGAGAGCUAUCUAUAUGCCUCAGAAUUUCUAUUGCAUUCACGUGGACAGAAAAGCAGAGGGAUCCUUUUUAGCCGCGGUGCAGGGCAUCGCUUCCUGCUUUGAUAAUGUCUUUGUGGCCAGCCAGUUGGAGAGUGUUGUUUAUGCAUCCUGGAGUCGGGUUAAGGCUGACCUCAACUGCAUGAGGGACCUGUACAGAAUGAGUGCAAACUGGAAGUACUUGAUCAAUCUUUGUGGUAUGGACUUCCCUAUUAAAACCAACCUGGAAAUUGUCAGGAAGCUCAAGUGCUUCACAGGGGAAAACAACCUGGAAACUGAGAAGAUGCCUCCCAACAAGGAAGAGAGAUGGAAAAAGAGAUACUCCAUUGUUAAUGGGAAGCUGGUAAACACUGGAGUAGCCAAAGGGAAGCCUCCACUCAAAACUCCUCUUUUUUCAGGAAGUGCCUACUUCGUGGUCAGCAGGGAAUAUGUCAGCUAUGUGCUGGAAAAUGAAAAUAUUCAAAAGUUCAUGGAAUGGGCACAGGACACAUACAGCCCAGAUGAGUUCCUCUGGGCCACCAUCCAAAGGAUCCCUGAAGUCCCUGGUUCUCUCCCCACAAACCAUAAGUAUGACUUGUCUGACAUGAAUGCUGUUGCUAGGUUUGUCAAGUGGCAGUAUUUCGAAGGCGACGUUUCCAACGGCGCACCUUACCCACCGUGCAAUGGAGUCCACGUGCGGUCCGUGUGCGUUUUCGGAGCUGGUGACUUGAGCUGGAUGCUGCACCAACACCACUUUUUUGCCAAUAAGUUUGACAUGGAUGUUGACCCCUUUGCCAUCCAGUGUUUGGAUGAGCAUCUGAGGCAUAAAGCCCUGGAAACCUUAGAACACUAAGCGGUGUUGGCAGCCCUGGGGAAGAUAAGGAUGCACAAACUGUACCUUCAUCUGUCUCCCUUCUCUCCUACGGGGGUCCUCCUUGGGGGGAUGACUUUGAAGUCUCCCUGGCAGGGAAGCUGCAUGAAUCCUACAGAAUAUAGUUACAGGAGAGGCCUGUAUUCUAGAGGAAAUGUGAGGACCAAGUUAGGACAGCUGGAGGCUGGGAAGAUUUUUUUUUUUUUUGGACAGAGGGGAAUUUCCCAUGAUUGGGAAAGAGGCCAGUGAAAAACAACAGCCUCGAGAACUAAUCAAAGAACCCAGGUACUUAAUCUAAACGAGAUUUGAUUUAUGCCAAAAGUCUCUUGAGAAUUUUAAACACGAUAAUUUUCUUGACAUGAAUAAAUUUGUAGCAACCACCAAUCACAAAGAUAUGAUUUAUCUUGUAUGUUUUUUUGGAACAGACGUUUGGUUUUACUCUAAGUUAUCUUUGUAAGUAAUUUCCUUCCUGCUGUGAUUUUGGAUAGUGAGUCUCCACGUAUCAUCUCAGGGAGCUUAAAAUAUGUUUGGCAUGAAUAGCUCUGUCUUAAUUUUUGCUUAUAACUAUGCAUACAUGUUUUUUAAAGCAAGGGGAACAAAGAGACUGUUUCUAGUUCACCGAUUUCUAUGAAUAUUCUUCAGUUAUUAAAAAGGAACCAGCUGGGUGUGUGG
Mastomys coucha (southern multimammate mouse) is the source of this 3278-nucleotide messenger RNA. RefSeq names its product glucosaminyl (N-acetyl) transferase 1 (gene Gcnt1). Gene Ontology annotation, molecular function: beta-1,3-galactosyl-O-glycosyl-glycoprotein beta-1,6-N-acetylglucosaminyltransferase activity. Gene Ontology annotation, cellular component: membrane. The record is from RefSeq and is a predicted model, not a curated record. The coding region runs from base 1302 to 2588 and encodes 428 amino acids. Lineage: Eukaryota; Metazoa; Chordata; Mammalia; Rodentia; Muridae. The transcript has 3 exons.